AUGGGCGCUGCGGAUUCGCCUGACUUACUGCGUGUCCUGGUAGUUGGGCAUACGGGAGUUGGGAAAACGUUGUUUCUUCAGCGGCUGCACCGAUCCACGGUAGAGAGGAGAGAAGGUCCUCUGCGUGCACGGGGGCAUACCGUUGGCUUCAACGUGGAGGUGAUCAGCACACACCGGGAAAAUAAAUUCGGUUCCUCGACCCACGUAAGCGACAAUGAGCGCCACAUUGCGUUCGUGGAAGUUGGAGGCAACCGUAAUUUUGGUCGCAGCGGCCAUUUCCCCCUUAGUUUAAUGACUUUCCACGGCGUGAUAUUUGUAUAUGACCACCACAAUAUUGAGAGUGCAACGGAUUUGAUGUACUGGUACGAGUACCUGAAGGGCUACGGUGCCGUAGGGAGUGGCGGCACUGCAAGGGUAAUGUUAGUCGAGACAACACAUAUUCCUUUGACAGACGACCCGUCCUCCGCGGCCCGGGUGCUUCCAGACGAACUUCUGGGGAGCUACUUGCAAGAAAGUAUCAAGAAGGCUCCCACAUUUCGUGAAAAGAUGUGCCACACCGUGCGGUCCCUGUUUAGACGUUGCGCGAGCGUGAGUCGACUUUCCGUCACGGACUUUCAACCCCAGUAUCUUCGCUUUCUCCCCCGUGUUGCUGUGUUUCUGCAUCAGCUAAUGUCCAUUGUGGAGAAUUUGCUGCUCUUUAUUAUGGCCGUUACACUUUUCGGCCCAGGGCAAAAGUCUGUUUCCUUUUGCCCUCCGUCAGUGUCCGCCGCACUACGAACGAUUGAAGAUGAUGCGAGCGGCACCCGGACGCUGAAGCAGUGUCCCUUGUACGAUCAGGGGUUGUUUGAGGCAACGGCGCUUGAGGAGGUGUUAAGUUUCUUGGGCUCGCUGAGGUCCGCGUAA
Messenger RNA from Trypanosoma brucei brucei TREU927, 903 nucleotides. RefSeq lists its product as hypothetical. The transcript has a single exon. Bases 1 to 903 code for a protein of 300 amino acids. The record is from RefSeq and is a predicted model, not a curated record. NCBI's taxonomy places the organism in Eukaryota, Euglenozoa, Kinetoplastea, Trypanosomatida, Trypanosomatidae.